GUCUGAUAACAACUUUGAAAGCUUGUUAAACAAAUUCAUGUAUAAACCCAAGGAGGUUAAGCGGGCAUAAUUUUAUACGUGCAUGGGUAAUAAUUAAAUCAAGGUUAACAGCUUACUGCUGCUAUUUAUAAAUUAACAUACAUUCAUUUAAUGUAAGCGAGAGGCAGUUUAUUUAUAAGUAUUUCAUUAAAAAUAAAUCUUUAUUGGGUGUUAGAUGAAAUAGACAUGCUAGCAAACAGAGUUGCAAUUGUAACGGCUUCUACAGAUGGUAUAGGAUUAGCGAUUGCAAGACGACUUGGUCAAGAAGGAGCAAGCCUUGUAAUAAGCAGCAGAAAACCUGAAAAUGUCGAACGAGCUACAAAAGAAUUACAAUCUGAAGGGCUUAGGGUCAAAAGUCUCGUUUGUCAUGUUUCAGACGCUGAAAACCGAAAGAAGCUCUUUGAAGAAGCAAAAUCGUUUGGCGGCCUAGAUAUUUUAGUAUCCAACGCAGCAGUAAAUCCAGUUCACGGUGGAAUUUUAGAUUGCAGUGAGUCAAUAUUUGACAAAAUUUAUGAUGUUAACGUAAAGUCCUCUUUUUUGCUUGCAAAAGAAGCACUUCCAUUAUUAAGGAAAAGCAAGCAUGGGCGGAUUAUAUUUAUUUCAUCAAUUUCAGCUUAUUAUCCUCACAUAUUAUUAGGUGCAUAUGGUUUUAGUAAAACCGCCCUCUUAGGCCUUACAAAAAAUGCAGCAUUACAACUUGCACCAGAAGGAAUUACAGUGAAUUGCAUUUGUCCCGGACACAUAGAAACUAGGUUUUCUAAAGUUAUGAGAAGUUCUGAUGAUAUGUUAAAAGAGGAACUGACUAACAUUCCUAUGGGAAGAAUCGGAAAAUCUGAAGAAGUCGCUUCUUCCGUAGCAUUCCUGGCAUCUGAUGAUGCGUCAUAUAUUACCGGAGAAAAUCUUCUUGUUUCUGGAGGAUUUAGUGCCAGACUUUAAAAACAAGUGUAAAUUUAUACUUUCAAAUAUACCUAUUAAACUUCAA
Messenger RNA from Anthonomus grandis grandis, 1021 nucleotides. Its product is annotated as dehydrogenase/reductase SDR family member 4-like. The transcript is spliced from 7 exons. The coding region runs from base 226 to 975 and encodes 249 amino acids. The record is from RefSeq and is a predicted model, not a curated record. Gene Ontology annotation, molecular function: carbonyl reductase (NADPH) activity. Lineage: Eukaryota; Metazoa; Arthropoda; Insecta; Coleoptera; Curculionidae.